AUGGGCAAGUGUCUGGGUAGGCAUCUUCCUCUUCACAGCUCCACCUUCUCCUGGAGGAAUGUCGCCCUCCUGCUGCUUCUCUUCCUCUCUUUGGAGCAGACAUCUGCCUCACCAAGCAACAGAGCCAAAAAGAAGCCAGGAGCGUGCCUCCAAGAAAGGAUCACCUGUAAUUCUAAAGCCCCAGACUUAUGCAAAACAGAUUUCAAUUGCGAUGAACACCUCAAGUGCUGCUCUUUUGCCUGUGGGAAGAAGUGCAUGGAUCCAUCUGAAGAACCCUGCUUGUUACCCUUAGACACAGGACACUGCAAGAAGACAGUCAAGCAGUGGUAUUUUAACACCGAACAGCGUGUAUGCAAACCCUUUUUUUACGGAGGUUGCCUUGGGAAUGCCAACAGCUUCUCCAAGAAGGAGGACUGCAUGAAGGCUUGCUCAUCAGUUGUCAAGGAUGGACAGUGCCCACUCUUCCCUUUUAAGAACCGUAUGGAGUGUUCAGCUUCAUGUAAGAGUGACUACGACUGCCCCUUAAAUGAAAAAUGUUGCGAAUCCAUGUGCGGCUUUGCUUGUGCCAUGGCCUGGACAGUCAAAGCAGGUUUCUGCCCAAACAAGCCGCCAGUAUGUACCACGAUUGACAGACCCAGGUGCCUGCUGGAUGAUGAUUGCCCACUGACGGCAAAGUGCUGUUCACGCUGUGGACUGAAGUGCGUGGAACCCCUGAAAUGA
Dama dama (fallow deer) is the source of this 720-nucleotide messenger RNA. RefSeq names its product WAP four-disulfide core domain 8 (gene WFDC8). The record is from RefSeq and is a predicted model, not a curated record. Lineage: Eukaryota; Metazoa; Chordata; Mammalia; Artiodactyla; Cervidae. Gene Ontology annotation, cellular component: extracellular region. The transcript has 6 exons. Bases 1 to 720 code for a protein of 239 amino acids. Gene Ontology annotation, molecular function: serine-type endopeptidase inhibitor activity.